AUGUCUAUUCCAAAAAGAGAUAUAGCUGCAGAACAGCUUUCAGAAUAUAGCAAAGAUCAUGAGAAUAAUAAAGAAAAAAUAACUAACACCUGGGGUGUUUCUGUUCCUGAAAAAGAUGCCAGUCUUACGGUUGGAUACCAUGGACCUAUAUUGUUACAAGAUUAUAAUCUAAUCGAUGAAAUCGCCCAUUUUACUCGAGAGAGAAUCCCUGAACGAGUGGUCCAUGCAAAGGGCGCUGGAGCUUUUGGAUUUUUUGAAGUAACUCAUGAUAUUACAAAAUACACUGCCGCUAAGGUGUUUUCGGAAAUAGGAAAGAAGACUCCAAUAGCUGUAAGGUUUUCACAAGUAGCUGGAGAAUUGGGCUAUCCAGAUACAAUUAGAGAUGUUCGAGGAUUCGCUGUAAAAUUUUAUACCGAAGAUGGUAUAUGGGAUUUGGUUGGAAAUAACUCACCAAUAUUCUUUGUUAAAGAUUGUGCUGUGUUUCCUAGUUUUAUACAUGUUAUGAAAAGAAACCCUGUUACUCACAUGCGACCUGAUUAUGAUAUGUUUUGGGAUAUGAUAACUCUACGACCUGAGACUACACACACUUGCUUAAUAUUCUUUUCUGAUAGAGGAAUUCCUAGUAGCUUUAGAAAAAUGCACGGAUUUGGCACCAAUACUUUCGCUUUCGUUAAUUCACACGGCAAAUUCUUUUACUGUAAAUUUCAUUACAGAAGUGAACAAGGUAUUGAAAAUCUUCAACCAGAAAAAGCACAAAAAUUGGCAGGGGAAGAUCCCGAUUAUCACGUCAGGGACCUUUACAAUGCUAUAGAAAACGGAGACUAUCCAUCUUGGAAAUUCUACGUUCAAAUAAUGACUCCGGAGCAAGCAGAAAAAAGCCCGUACGAUCCUUUUGAUGAUACUAAAGUUUGGUUACAUUCUGAAUAUCCUUUGAUACCCGUUGGAAAAUUCACGUUAAACAAAAAUCCAUCCAACUAUUUUGCUGAAGUUGAGCAAAUUGGCUUUGAUCCUGCUCAUCUUAUUCCAGGAAUUGAACCUUCACCUGAUAGAAUGCUCCAAGGAAGACUCUUCGCUUAUGGUGACACUCAUCGUUACCGUUUAGGUGUAAACCAUUUACAACUGCCUGUAAACGCUCCUUUUAAGGCUUCUCAUUUCUCUAGAGAUGGCCAUUCUACGCUACAUAGCCAUGGUGGAGCCCCUAAUUAUCAUCCAAACAGUUUUCAUGGACCUAGAAUUGAUAAAAGAGCCAAGGCCUUAAGUCCCGUAAUUCCUUUAAGUGGUGAAGCAAAAAGGAUCGACAAUGGCAACGAUGACAACUUUACGCAAGCAAGGCUUUUGUACCAAAAAGUUAUGAAAGAAGAUGAACGGUCGAGAAUGAUAGACAAUAUUGUAACUUGGCUAAAACCUACGAAAGAGGAGCUGCAAGAUAGAGCUAUUGACAUGUUUUCUAAAGUGGACGAAGAUUUCGGUAGAAAAAUAAGGCACCGUUUAGGAUCUUCACCUCAUAUUAAUUUGUAA
Messenger RNA from Diabrotica balteata, 1518 nucleotides. Lineage: Eukaryota; Metazoa; Arthropoda; Insecta; Coleoptera; Chrysomelidae. The record is from the annotation of a GenBank genome assembly.